AUGACCGGCUCCUGCUGCGGCUCCACGUGCUCCUCAGGCUGUGGGGGAGGCUGCUGCCAGCCCUGCUGCUGCCAGCCCUGCUGCUGCCGCGACCCCUGCUGCUGCCGCCCCUGCUGCUGCCAGACCACAGUGUGCCGCCCCGUGACCUGCGUGACCCGCUGCACGCGCCCCAUCUGCGAGCCCUGCCGCCGGCCCAUCUGCUGUGACCCUUGUGGCCUGCAGGCGGGCUGCUGCCGCCCCAUCGCCUGCUGCCCCACGUCCUGCACGGCCGUGGUCUGCCGGCCCUGCUGCUGGGCCUCCACCUGCUGCCAGCCCAUCUGUGUGCAGGCCCCCUGCUGCCGGCCCCCCUGCUGCCAGCCUGCCCCCUGCCGCACCACCUGCAGGACCUACCCCUGCUGCUGCUGA
Molecule: messenger RNA, 405 nt
Organism: Hipposideros armiger (great roundleaf bat)
Lineage: Eukaryota; Metazoa; Chordata; Mammalia; Chiroptera; Hipposideridae
Product: keratin-associated protein 2-4-like
Exons: 1
Coding region: 1-405 (134 amino acids)
Source: RefSeq, a predicted model, not a curated record